AUGGCUUUGAAAGUAGUUAAUUUAGCAACAGGGUACCAGCUAAUCGACCAACUCCGACGCCAUUUUUGGGACCGAUGGAGCCAUGAGUACAUAUCCGGUUUACAAGAACGAACGAAGUGCCGCCUUAAGAAGGAGGAACUAAAACCAGGGGAUAUGGUCGUCUUUAAAGAAGAAAAUCUACCGCCCCUAAAGUGGAGAUUGGCAAGGGUCCAUCAGUUAUAUCCUGGAUCCGAUGGAGUCUGCAGAGUGGCGGAUUUUAUCACUUACCGCGGCAUCGAGCGCCGAGGCUUAAACAGAGUGUGCCCUCUACCAGUGGACGACGGUCUUGAAAGUCUUGAAAGAACCACCUUUCAAGGGGGGCAGAUUGGUAACGCCCAUCAC
Brenthis ino (lesser marbled fritillary) is the source of this 381-nucleotide messenger RNA. The record is from the annotation of a GenBank genome assembly. Lineage: Eukaryota; Metazoa; Arthropoda; Insecta; Lepidoptera; Nymphalidae.